GCUCCGCGGAGUUCACGUGGCUCUAGCGAGCGCAGAACCCGAGGAGACGCAUCAGUCUGGCUGGUGCUGCAACAGGAGGAGAGACAACAUCCCCACCAUGGCUGUGCAAAUGGAGCCCACCGACGUGAUCCGGCUGAUAAUGCAGUACCUGAAGGAGAACAACCUGUACCGCACACUGAACACCUUACAGGAAGAAACCACCGUCUCGCUCAACACGGUGGAAAGCUUUGAAAGCUUUAUCGCAGAUAUAAAAAGAGGUCAAUGGGACUCUGUCCUGCUGGCCAUCGAGUCCCUCAAGUUGCCCGACAACACUCUUAUUGACCUUUAUGAGCAGACCCAGCCAGAGAGGUAUCUCCACUUGGAGAGCAUCCUAACGUGCUCUUACUUUGACCCGCGUCAGGCGUACCCAAACGGCAGCAGCAAGGAGAGGCGGCGGAGAGCGAUAGCCGAGGCUCUGAUGAAGGAGGUCAGCGUGGUGCCGCCCUCUCGCCUCAUCGGCCUUCUGGAACAAGUUGGCGACAUGAGACGGCAGCAUAACCUCUCCCCCGACGUGCCCAUGGACACCUUUGCCAAGAAGGGACGACAAGUGGAGAAAGAAAGCUGUCCGACACAGUUGUACCGCCACAUAAAGUUUGGGCGGCGCUCACACGUGGAAUGUGCCCGUUUCUCACCUGAUGGGAGGUAUUUAGUCACCGGUUCGGUGGACGGGUUCAUCGAGGUCUGGAACUUCAACACGGGAAAAAUCACCAAGGAUUUAAAGUAUCAGGCCCAAGACAGCUUCAUGAUGAUGGAUGACGCUGUGCUGUGCAUGAGCUUCAGUCCGGAUGCAGAUCUAAUAGCCACUGGAUCUCAGAGCGGGAAAAUAAAGGUCUGGAAGAUCCAAAGUGGUUUGUGCCUGCGCAGGUUUGAGCACGCUCACAACAAAGGUGUGACCUGUGUGAGCUUCUCCAGGGACAGCAGCCAGAUCCUCAGUGCCUCCUUCGACCAGACCAUCAGAAUCCACGAACUGAGGCUGGGAAAGACGCUAAAGGAGUUAAAUGGUCAUUCAUCAUUUAUAAAUGAUGCAUCUUUCACUUCAGAUGGAUGUCACAUCAUCAGUGCUUCAUCCGAUGGAACUGUUAAGAUUUGGAGCACAAAAACUUGUGACUGCAUUCACACUUUUAAAUCUCUGACAUCAAAUGUUCCCGUCAACAACGUGAUUCCUCUUCCCCAAAAUCCGGAGCACUUUGUGGUUUGUAACCACUCUGGCACGGUGGUUGUGAUGACCAUGCACGGCCAGACUGUGAAGACCUUCAGUCCAAACCAAACACAAAGAGCAAACUUUGUGUGUUGCACGCUAUCACCCCACGGGGAGUGGAUCUACUGUGUGGGAGAGGACUUAGUGCUAUACUGCUUCAACUAUACAACAGGAAGGCUGGAGAAAACGCUCACCGUGCAUGAGAAAGAAGUAAUUGGCAUCGCUCAUCACCCACACGAGAACCUUAUAGCCACAUACAGCGAGGACGGGCUGCUAAGACUAUGGAAACCUUAAGCUGUCACGUGCUUUGUCAUGUGGAGGAGCUAGACAGCCAUCGGCUUGGUUAUAAAGCAGUUGCAUAAACCUGACCUGUUGACAAGUUCCACCCCCAAUUUGUUGCUGUUGGUAACCCGGAGAAGCUGCUGGUGUUUAUAGUUUUACAAUAGCACAUGUUUGGGUGAAAACAUUGACCCAGGAUGGGUUUUUUAGACGAUUUUGGACACAAAAGGAACUUAAGUAUGCCCUGUACAAAGUUGAAAACUGUAAACGGUUGGUGAUGAAGCUAGAUUGAAGGCAACUAUUCACAGUGGAAGUGGAAGAGUGAGAAUCCUCGUAUCACAGUUGUCACAAUCGCAGGUUACAUCAUAGGAAUAGGUAUUUCAAAUACCCCAGGAACAUCAUUUUACCUUUUUGGGGGGGAGCAUUAACACCAAGAGAACAAAAAAAGACACAAUAACAACAAAGCAAUGAGAGUUUUUUAGUUUUAGUUUAGUUUAUUUGCACAUAAAAAGUAUACAACCUCCAAAAAUUCAGACAAACAGUAUGUCGAAAAAAAGGAAACAACAACAAAAAAAGAAAUAUGUAACAGAAAAAAAUGUGCAGGAGGAACCAAAAAAACCCAUAAGGGCUUGUCGAGUGGUUCCUCCUAUAAGGAAACAAACAAUAUCUACAGAGAUAUGUAAAACAUAGGACAACUAAGGAGAAUGAGCUAAAUUAAUAGAAAAACAGGAAUCUGAUGAGGAUGUGCAGAGAAGUUCUGGAAAUUAGCAAUUAGCAAAAAAGUUGUGAUUUGUUUUUUGAAAUUAUUUGUGCUCGAGCAUUCUCUAAUAUUGAGUGGUAAGGUGUUCCAAUAAAGAGGAACCUCUGAAUCUAACUGAAAAUUGGGAAAAAGUAGUCCUGAAAAAGGUGGGAUGGAGAUUGUUUGCAGACCUAGUAUUAAAGUGAUGAAUUUGGGAAUUGAAUUGAAAUAAGAAUGAAAACAGGUUGGAAGUAGCUUGUGGAUGGAUUGAUAGACAAAAAGACAAAUCUGAAAAACAUUUCCGUGACUCCCCUUCUCUGGACAGUUUCAAAACCCAACUCAAAACCCACCUUUUCACCCUGGCUUUUCCCCAUUAGUGCCCCCCCCCCCUGUCGUUUUGUCCCGAUGGUGUUUUGUUUUGUUUGUUCUUCCUUGGUUUUCCUUUUUCAAGGCAUGCCUUGAAAAGGCCUAUGAUUUGUA
Cololabis saira (Pacific saury) is the source of this 2735-nucleotide messenger RNA. RefSeq names its product WD40 repeat-containing protein SMU1-like. Gene Ontology annotation, biological process: mRNA splicing, via spliceosome. The record is from RefSeq and is a predicted model, not a curated record. Gene Ontology annotation, cellular component: precatalytic spliceosome. Gene Ontology annotation, molecular function: protein binding. Lineage: Eukaryota; Metazoa; Chordata; Actinopteri; Beloniformes; Belonidae.